Messenger RNA from Mus pahari (shrew mouse), 5605 nucleotides. It is a transcript of the gene Nuak1, whose product is annotated as NUAK family kinase 1. Bases 353 to 2341 code for a protein of 662 amino acids. Gene Ontology annotation, molecular function: tau-protein kinase activity; ATP binding; protein serine/threonine kinase activity. Gene Ontology annotation, cellular component: cytoplasm. The transcript has 7 exons. Gene Ontology annotation, biological process: protein phosphorylation; microtubule cytoskeleton organization; intracellular signal transduction. The record is from RefSeq and is a predicted model, not a curated record. Lineage: Eukaryota; Metazoa; Chordata; Mammalia; Rodentia; Muridae.
CACAUAACACUCCCCUCCAGCGCGCGGAGCCACCCUCUCCCCUCCUUCUCGCCAACACCACCGCCUCCCCUGACACCGCUGCCACCUCGCCGGACGCUCCGCAGAUUGCCGCGGCCGGCCAGGGGGCGGUGCGCCGAGCGUGCGCGCCCGGGACGCCAGAUGUGCAGUCGCCGCCGCCGCCGCCGCCGCCGCUAGUGCCCCAGCGGCAGCCAGAGCCAGGUCGGGUCGUCUGAGCAAUGCUGCCGCGGGGGCGACCUUGAACGCACCCUGGUUUCCCUCGGCGGGGACCACCCCGAGCCCCUGUGCCGGGUCCUGCCCUCUCCAGCUCGGCUCGCCCUGCGCUUGCUUGGUCAUGGAAGGGGCGGCAGUGUCCGCGGCAGGGGAUGGCCCUGCUGUAGAGACCGGCUUGCCCGGCUCUCCGCUGGAGGCGGUGGCCGGGGCGACUGCAGCCCCAGUGGAGCCCAGGAAGCCGCACGGGGUGAAGCGACAUCACCACAAACACAACUUGAAGCAUCGCUAUGAACUGCAAGAGACCCUGGGCAAAGGUACCUACGGCAAAGUCAAGAGAGCCACAGAGAGGUUUUCGGGCCGAGUGGUUGCUAUAAAAUCCAUCCGUAAGGACAAAAUUAAGGACGAGCUAGACAUGGUUCACAUCAGACGAGAGAUUGAGAUCAUGUCAUCCCUCAACCAUCCUCAUAUCAUCAGUAUUUAUGAAGUGUUUGAGAACAAAGAUAAGAUUGUGAUCAUCAUGGAAUAUGCCAGCAAAGGAGAGCUGUAUGAUUACAUCAGCGAGCGCAGGCGCCUCAGCGAGAGGGAGACCAGACACUUCUUCCGGCAGAUUGUAUCUGCUGUGCAUUACUGUCACAAGAAUGGUGUGGUUCACCGGGACUUGAAGCUGGAGAACAUACUGCUUGAUGACAACUGCAACAUUAAGAUUGCUGACUUUGGGCUCUCCAACCUAUACCAGAAGGACAAGUUCUUGCAAACGUUUUGUGGGAGCCCACUCUAUGCGUCGCCCGAGAUUGUCAACGGCAGGCCUUAUCGAGGGCCAGAGGUGGACAGCUGGGCCCUGGGUGUCUUGCUUUACACUCUCAUUUAUGGAACGAUGCCCUUCGAUGGCUUUGAUCACAAAAACCUCAUCCGGCAGAUCAGCAGCGGAGAGUACCGAGAGCCCACACAACCCUCAGACGCUCGGGGACUCAUCCGGUGGAUGCUGAUGGUGAAUCCCGAUCGCCGAGCCACCAUCGAGGACAUCGCCAACCAUUGGUGGGUGAACUGGGGCUACAAGAGCAGCGUCUGCGACUGUGACGCCCUUCCUGACUCCGAGUCUCCGCUCUUGGCACGGAUCAUCGAUUGGCAUCACCGUUCCACGGGGCUGCAGGCUGAGGCUGAAGCCAAGAUGAAGGGUCUGGCCAAACCCGGGGCCUCUGAGGUUGUGUUGGAGCGGCAGCGGUCACUGAAGAAGUCCAAGAAAGAGAAUGACUUUCCCCAGUCUGGCCAGGACUCCGUACCUGAAAGCCCAUCCAAGCUGAGUUCCAAGAGGCCCAAGAGCAUCCUGAAGAAGAGGAGCAACAGUGAGCACCGCUCCCAUAGCACCGGCUUGAUCGAAGGCAUUGUGAGCCCUGCCUUACCAUCCCCUUUCAAAAUGGAGCAAGAUGUGUGCCGGACAGCCAUCCCCCUCUCCAGCUCUCCCGAGGCAGAUAUGUCAGGGAAGCUCAGCCUCAAACAGUCUGCCACGAUGCCCAAGAAAGGGAUCUUGAAAAAGACCCAGCAGAGAGAAUCUGGCUACUAUUCAUCCCCGGAGCGCAGCGAGUCCUCAGAACUGCUGGACAGUAAUGAUGUGGUCAUCAGCGGUGGCCUCUCGUCCCCUCCCCCAGACCCAGCCAGGGGAACUUCCCACAGCCUGUCCUGCCGGAGGAAGGGCAUCUUGAAACAUAGUAGCAGGUACUCAGAUGGUGCCACAGACCCUGCCCUCACCCGCCCUGAAAUGCCCACACUGGAAUCCUUGUCACCUCCCGGUGUCCCCUCUGAUGGCAUCUCUCGGAGCUACAGUCGCCCAUCCAGUAUCAUCAGCGACGACAGUGUCCUGUCCAGCGACUCUUUCGACUUGUUAGAUCUUCAGGAGAACCGGCCAGCCCGCCAGCGCAUCCGCAGCUGUGUCUCUGCUGAAAACUUCCUCCAGCUUCAGGACUUUGAGACACCACACAACCGGCCCCGGCCCCAGUACCUGAAGCGGUACCGGAACCGGCUGGCAGACAGUAGCUUCUCCCUUCUCACUGAUAUGGACGAUGUGACUCAGGUGUAUAAGAAAGCGCUGGAGAUCUGCAGCAAGCUCAACUAGCCCUUCCCUUCAGGGCACAGAGGAUGGGAUGGGUGGGUGGGUGAGUCCAAGGGAGAAGGGCAACUGAACUCAGCCUGCAAGCUGGUUACCUCUUUGCUGGUCAUGGCAACAGAUUGGGAAAAGACUAGUAACGUCUGGCCUGGCCAGUUUUCACAGCCUUGAGUCAGCACCUAAAAGGGAUAGAAACCGUUCUUCACCAGUUUUGCCAGCUGCCAGUUAGAAUGGGGGGUCUUCACUGGCAUUCCCAGGUGACAUCUCACAGGGAAGGUGGUGUUGGCCAGCAAGAAAUGGGAAGCAGCAUUAUGGGGAAGGGUGUGUUUCCUAGAAGUCAUCUAGAUGUUUCUGGAGAAGGGGAAGAAAGACUGAGACCAUCUGCUUUGGGUGGAUACAUUAGCGAGCCUGAUCUGACUACACGGGGGCUAGCAAGACUCCAGCAACCCGAGUGUGAAUUCGUGAUCGGUUGGUAACGUCUGUACUGUGGUCUGAGUUUAGUAGACUAGGCACACCAGGGAACAUUGAAUUGAGUACUAAUAGCUGCCAGGGAAUCAGGAGGGGAGGCAACAGCACACUUGCCAUGGCUAAGCUCUGGGAGUUAGGCUAAAGCACCAUGCUGUUUAAAAGAAAAACGGUUAACUCUUUCAUGGCACAGCAUGGCAUGUGUUAAUUUGCUCCUGGACCUUGAGUAGAAGACAGGGCUUGCUUAGAGAGUGAAUGUGCUGAAUUCUGUUAUGGAAAUAGUCUGGUAGCGGUGACGUUCCGGUUUUCCGGGAUCUGCCUCUUCUUCUCUUCUCUCUUGCCUUGUUCUUCUUUAGUGGGAUCUUCUGAAGGUAAGCAGGAAUAAAGAUGGCAGUGUGAGAGGCCAGGGCUUUGUGUGUAACUGGGCACAGAGCUGCUGUGGCCUUUGCACAGCGAAUGGACGGAUGGCGAAGCAUGCCAGCAAAGGGCGACUUAACACUUUCUUAAAUAUCUCAGUAUUAACUGGAACCCCGCCUUGUGGCUUCUCACCUGUACAAGGACAGGAUGCUACUCAGAGUCUCCAAAGCAUCCCUGGCUCAGCCAUAGGCCCCAUUCACCCCAAGUGUGGAAACUUAACUGUAGACGAGUUGCUUCUAGGGAGUUAGUAUGUAGGUGAAAUAUGUGGCCGAGGGAAAGUCCGGUUUGACAGAAGGUUCUUGUCUCCCCAGGCCUAAGUAUUCUGUCUCGUGGUUUUGAUCUCCCUCAUUUUGGGGGAAUAAACAAGUCCCAUCCAUCCAUCCACAGGAUAAGACGUUGAAAGAGCAGAGUGUUGCGGGGAGAAGGCUUAGGGACAUUUCCUCGGGAGUCACCCAGAUGGCUCUGGAGGAGGCAGAAAGGAGGUGUGUGUGUGGGGGGGGUGACAGGAUGCUUAAGAAUGUUCCAGCUAGUUAUGUCAUCCCCACGGAGGGGACCCUGGGGACACUGGGUGGGGGGAAUGAAAUGGUCUUUCUGGGCUGACCACGGAAUCCACUGGCUUAGUCAAAUUAGAAUCCUUCUUCUAAGGUGACUGCUUUCUGGGAGCCUCUCAGACAGGGUUGGGGGAGGAUUGCAUCAUGGGGGAAACCCCCUAAAAUCCGUCACUGCACUGAGGACAGUUGUCAGGGAGAUGUUGCUCUGUAUGGCAGAAGGCUGUUGUGCAUCUCUGUGUUUGGCCCCCCGCGCUUUCCUUUGGGCUGAACUGAGCAGGAUGUAGUGGGAAGCUGCUUCGAUUCUUUUGCUUCAGUUUCACCUCCUACCUGAACUGUGGCAGGGGCUGUAGGUAGAGAAGUGGCUCUGGCGCUUUGGAGGUGCAUAGAUAGCAGCAUGCAACCACCAAAUCCUCCAUCUCCCUGUGAACAUCCCCGGCUGCUACACCGCUGGCCCCUGGGCAGGCAGCUGGUCUCAGGUAACCAGCCUUUGCUGGUUAAUGGGAUUUUCCCCUUGUGCCAGCCGAUUGUGUCUUUUAGUAUUUCCCACCAUGCAAUGACUCCAUUAGGAAAACCAUCCCCUUCAGCUUUCUCUCCUUCUCCAUCACCAGGGUCACCAGUGUGUUCUCUUUUGGUGGAACUCUCAAAGACAAGUGAUUGGGGAAGGGAAACCAAAUGUUUCACACCAAGAACAGAGGCUCCGGUGUGUCCUCCGUUCCAGGGCUGACACUGAGUUGAGUCCAGGUCUGUCUUGAUCUGGAGGUCUCAGGCACCUGCAGUGGCUAUGAGGACUGCUUCCCAAAGGUGGAGGCUGGAGACGUGUGGCUGAGUGGUUCUCAAGCCCCCACUCAGUUCUGUCACCUGCUUCUACCUGAGAGGCUGACCGUCCCUGCAGGAAAUGAGGUAGAACCGAGAAUAAAGCCCUAAAAAAGCAGUUUCCCAAUGGAGCCCUGUUAUCCCCGCCGUCAGUCCCCAGCCAAAGAAGGGACGCCUGGCUCACUUCUGUGGAGUCCCCAGUGAGAGACACAGAUGGGCAGAGUGGAAGUCGCUGCCUGCCUUGACCUCUCCUGGUCCUCCAUUCGCUCCUGGGGUCCCUUCGUUCUUCGUUUACACAUCUGCCAAAGGGGGUGGGGUUGUAUUUCGUUUUACAGGUAAAAUUUCAAGGCACAAUCAGUUUUUAUGAAAGCGCUCCAAGACCCUAGGCAACAUGACAGUUCUCAGUUCCUUCUGAAUUUUAGUCUCUGCUACCUGGUGCUCUUUACUGAAGGAGCUCGCUGCAGGGUGAAGUUCAGGCGUGUUUUGCCCAGGCCUGCUGUCUUGAGUACAAAUGUGAGUGAUGGACUGACUGCUUGUUGCCAAACUGGAAAUGUUUUGUAGGGAUUUACUGGCAUGGUAUCAUUCCUAGGAAGAAGAAGAAGAAGAAGAAGAAAAAAGGAAAAAGAAAAAAAAAAAAGAAAAAGGGACAGGAGAGGGAGAGAAACUUGACUGCACAUUUUUUAUUAUUAUUAUUAAAUCCAUGUUGUGACUUUUAUUUAAUUUCUAUAUUUUUUGGUAAUAAAAAGUUGACUUUUUAAUUUGAAUUUGUCUUUUUUUUUAUUUAUUGGUCUGAAAGGCAUUUCAAAAGUAUUAUAAUAAUAUAUUGGUGUAAUUUAAUUGGUUCAGCAUGCCUUCUGGGCUCCAGUCAAAGUUAGUUUUUACUUAUUUGAUUGGUUUGAGAACAGCCUACAGGGAGAGGAAGAGAAAAGCUGGCUAAUUACCCAAUGUGUUCAUCUUUCAUUGGAAACUGAAGUUUUGUCAUUUUUGUUUCUGUUUUUUAUUUUAAAUUAAAUAAAUUGCGAUGAAC